Messenger RNA from Colletotrichum spaethianum, 681 nucleotides. RefSeq lists its product as uncharacterized. Lineage: Eukaryota; Fungi; Ascomycota; Sordariomycetes; Glomerellales; Glomerellaceae. The coding region runs from base 1 to 681 and encodes 226 amino acids. The record is from RefSeq and is a predicted model, not a curated record. The transcript has a single exon.
AUGGACGCACACGCCCUCCUCUCGGCGCAAGGAUGGCGCGGCAAAGGUCACUCGCUCCAUGCAACGGACGAUUCCAUCGGUCUCGCGAAGCCGCUCCUGCUGAACCGCAAGGACAACACAAAGGGCCUAGGCACCAAGGCACACUUCACAAGCGACACAUGGUGGAUGAACGCGUUCGACGAGCAGCUGCAGGGCCUGGACACCUCGAAGAAGGGCCAGGUAACGCAGACGGUGACGCAGGGCCGGCUGAAUCAGAUCGAAAAGGUCUCGGGCGGCAAGUGGAUGCUCUAUGCGAGUUUCGUGCGAGGCGGCUUCUUAGAGGGGACGAUCCAGGAACACGAGAGAAAGGCAAAGGAGGAGGAGGCGAGCGGCGCUUCUACACCUGAAAGCGAGGAGAGUGCGACGAGUUCAGAGAGCGGGGCUGAUACGGAGGUAAGGUCGAAGAAGAGCAAGGACAAGAAGGAGAGGGGGGAGACGAAGGAGGAGAGGAGGGCGAGGAGGGCUGCGAAGAAGGCGAGGAAAGCGGCGAGGGAGGCGAGGAGGCAGGCCAGAGCUGCAAAGAAGGGGCCGAAGGCUUCUUCGAAGGAUCGCAAAGAGUCUAAGGAGGAGAAGAGGGCGAGAAGAGAGGCGAAGAAGGCCAAGAGGGAAGCGAGGAAAGCAAAGAAGGGGGAGUCUGGAUGA